ACUUUUUUAUUUUAUUUUUUUUAUUCAUCCCAACCCUUUUACAACAGCUAUCAAACACCACACCACUCUGCUUCCUCAUGAGCUGUUGGCUUCGAAUUUCCUUUCUCCCCAUUCGCUUCGUCCCUUUCCACCUAAGGUUCAGAGGUCAGUGUGGGGUGUUGUGUAGAAACUACUGCAAUAACAGAGACAAUCGAGGUGAAACUAUGGAGCAUGUUGUGUGUGAUGGUGCUCAAGUAAUGGUGGGAGAUCCUCAAUUGCUGCAGAGCAAAAUAUCAUCUAUUCGACGCGAUGGCCCUUUAAGAUUGCAGGUUAUUGCAGAUUUUGACGCCACGCUAACUAAGUAUAUGGUCAAUGGGCAGCGAGGGCAUAGUAGUCAUGCCCUCCUGCAACAGGGUAAUCCUGAGUAUGAUUUAAAGAGGCAGAAAUUAUAUGAUCAUUACCAUCCAUUAGAAAUUGACCCAACCAUUCCUCUUGACGAGAAAGCAAAACUUAUGGAAGAGUGGUGGGAAAAAUCACACGGCCUUCUUGUUGAGGGAGGACUCAACUUUGAUGCUAUAAGGAGCUCUGUGGUUAAAUCAAGGAUCGCAUUUAGAGAUGGGGUUACUGAACUCUUUGAACUGUUGGAGAGGUGUAAUGUUCCCGUCCUUAUAUUUUCUGCUGGACUUGCAGAUAUUAUUGAAGAGGUGUUGAGACAAAAACUCCAUAGGCCCUUUAAGAAUGUUAAAAUUGUAUCCAACCGGAUGGUUUUUGACAAGAAUGGUAACCUUGUAUCAUUUAAGGGGAAAACAAUUCAUGUAUUGAAUAAGAACGAGCAUGCAAUUGACAUGGCUGGUCCUGUUCAUGAGGAGCUUGGUUACUCAGAAGAGUCCACACCUGACACCUCCUCUGUGAAACUGAGAACUAAUGUGCUACUUCUGGGUGAUCAUAUUGGAGAUCUUGGAAUGUCUGAUGGUCUGAACUACAAUACAAGAAUAUCAGUGGGAUUCCUGAAUGACAACAUUGAGAGCUCCAGUGACGGUUACCGGAAGGCCUUUGAUGUUGUGUACUUGAACGACGCAUCCAUGUGGGGAGUUGUUAAGCUUGCAUCUCAGCUUUGCUCAACUGUAUGUAAUGGAAGUGAUAAUCAGUGAUCCCUUAUUCCAAAAGUGAAAUCACUGUACCUGCACUGCCAGCCGAAUUUUGGUCAAGUGUUCUCUUCAACCUCGGGAUUCAAUCGCACCAUGAUAUCUUUAUUUGUUUUGGUGCAAUGAAAUUAUUUUCUUUGUUACGUUGGUCACUACGACUAUGACUAUCAAUAUCAUCUAUCAGUAUAGCUUGUACUUUUGGUGGAAGUAUAUAAAGAAGGAUGACAUAUAUAUGUGUUCAACUCAUUUACAUUUCUCCGAAAAUUGGUUAUUGAUGUGAAGGCCAAAGGUUAGGAGAGCCAAAACUAAGCUUAGUGCACAAUUAGCACUUUACCUUAUCAUGUAAAAAAUUAAAAUUAGGCAUAGCUGAAAAGGGGUUUAUUAUCUCUACAAGUUUUCAGCUUCUAAUGCUUCCAAUGGUAAGGAUCCCUUAGUAUCAUCUUCUCCUUCCGUUCCUGCUUCCUUGUGUGGAUGCAGGCAUUCGGUGUAAUGGAACUCGAUUUGCAGGCGAUGAUGAAGAGGUGUCGAUGCCAGCAGCCCCUUUUUCAGGUCAGCUAGCAACUCCCUGAUGGGGAUUGCAGCCAGAAAGCUAUUGAUGUACUCUUUGCACGACUCUUUGCCCGUGCAGACGACGCUUGAUUCUUCCAAAUUCUUUCCUUCAGCAUGAUUACUGGUAACCACUUCUUUCCCAGUAGAGCCCUCCUUAUCCUCGUUCUGCUCUGGUUUAUCCUCGGCAGGUUUAUUGUGAGUCUCGUUGGUGAUCUGAUGAAUCGUGGAAUCUCUAUCAAAUUUCAAGAUGAAGGCUUGGUUGCAGCCUUCGUAGAGCCUCUCACCCAGAGUGUCAAUGAUGUAGUAUGCAUCUUGUUCGACCUUCAAGACGAAGAAGUGAUCGUUCCAGCUGAUGAUGUAGACGAGGGGGCGAGCGGAGGAAGGCAUCUCUGAGGCAGAUGCAGAGAUUUCAUCCCAUAUGUUGUCAAAUGACAUGGCACCUUGGAGGAAAUCACACCCUUUGUCAUCCAAUCCAUCCGGAUGGAAAAAUCCGACGAAUGAUUUCUCCGGAACAACAGAAAGUGGCCGGACCUUUGCCUCCAGCACUGUCUCGAGAUCGAAAUGCUUGUCCGGGAAGCGUUCCCUGUAGGCCUCAUUGUCACAGAGGCUCCUCCACUCCAGUGAUCCUUCACGGAUGAGGCUGUCAAGCUGGGACUUGAUCGGCAUCUCAUUGUCGUUGGAUUGCAGCCAGUUGGCUAUCACAGCAACCAGAGCUGUGCAUGCACUUUCACCGGCUGCACGUUCGUGCCUCUGGUCGAUUGAGGCGAAGAAAACUUGUGUUUUAAGCUUCAUGUGUCCAUCGCGGCUCGUGAUCUCCCUAUCCUCCCAGGCACCGACGGCGAAACCAUCGUCUCCAAAUGCGGAGGCACGUGCACCGGAACUCUCCCCAUCUUUCUGCAUAGUGUAAAAGACAAAUUCAGCAACAAUGCAUCUAGAAACAAUAGUAUGGCGAUGAUCGGAAACCAUACCGUUAAGGUGGAUUCAUCUGAGGAGCUAAGCUGCCUCCGAUCAAAAUCAAUAUCGUCUCCGCCUUCCUCACCGUAGUACUUCUUCAGCAACGGCUCCCCCUUCAUCUUGGGAGACUUGAAGCUCAACUUCCGCUUCCUCCAUGGCAGAAGCCGACGCUUCGCGUUCUGCUCCUGCAUCAGAUGAUCAGGAGGUGACGUGGGCUUGGUGUGAUGGGUGUAGUAGAGCCAGUCCUCGUCCUCGCCGCUGCUCGUGUUGGAGUGAGCCGCCGCUGACACUGCUCCGGCGUGGUUGGCAUAGGCCAAAGUCCCAUAACUAAAAGACUUCCUGUCGCCAGAAUCCUCUUCGGAGAGGCCUUCACCGGAGGCGUGGCCGUCUGAAUCGGAGGAGUCGAGCGGGUAGACACCACCCUCGCUCCUCUCGGAGCUGCCGCCGUCGUCUUCUUGACCUGCCCUUUUGGGUCUGAGCGCGGAGAGACCCUUGAAGAUGUUGACUCUAAUGGGGCUGCUGUUGGCCUUGAGAUCUUGCUUCUCUGUGGAGAACAUUUCACCAUAGCAUGGUGAUCGAGGAAACAAGAGAAUGGGUUUAGGCGCUGCUUCAGCUUGAUCUUGGACAUUUCUCAAUUCAACAAGAUGGAUUGAAAGCUGCAUUACAAUAAGAAACACAAGAUGGGUUUAAUUUAUUGAAAUUCAGCUUUGAAUUAAAACUUAAUCCUAUGCGGAAGUUGAUAAGUAAUUAUAGGGUAGUUCAGAAGUCAAAACUGUUUUUGAAUCUGCAUUUCAAAGUAAUCUCAGUUCAGUUCCUGUGUUCUGACGAAGAGAACAA
Salvia miltiorrhiza (redroot sage) is the source of this 3464-nucleotide messenger RNA. RefSeq lists its product as uncharacterized. The transcript has 11 exons. The record is from RefSeq and is a predicted model, not a curated record. Lineage: Eukaryota; Viridiplantae; Streptophyta; Magnoliopsida; Lamiales; Lamiaceae. The coding region runs from base 78 to 1130 and encodes 350 amino acids. Gene Ontology annotation, molecular function: magnesium ion binding; 5'-nucleotidase activity. Gene Ontology annotation, cellular component: cytoplasm.